AUGCUCCGCGCUCCCGAGCGCGCCCGAGCCGGCUGAGCUCGGCGGAAGCGGGCUGAACCUAGCCGAACCGAAUCGAACCGGGCUGAGCUCAGCGGGACCAGGCUGAACCGAGCCGGGCUGAACUCAGCGACACCGGGCUGAACCGAGCCGAACGAGGCUGGGCUGAGCUCAGCGACAUCGGGCUGAACCGAAUCGGUCUGAGCUCAGCGACACCUAGCUAAGCCGAGCCGAACGCGGCCGGUCUGCCUCAUGCAGCGCGGCGGGGCCGAGCCGCUGCUCCGCGCCCCGCGCCGGGAGCGCCCCCGGGACUGAGCCGUACUGCGGGCGAUGCCGCGGCGCGCCCCCGCCGGGAUCGCCGCUCUGUAGCCCACUCCCUCCUUCUCCUGCUGCUCCCACCCGCGGGGCCGAGGCGCGCCUUGCGCGGGGCGGGGGCCGCUGCCGCCCCCCCAGGCAUCCCUCCCUCCUUCUCUCCCUCCCUCCCUGCGCGCCGCCUCCCUCCGUCCCUCCCCGCCGGCUCGAUGGUGUGAGGCAGCGAUGCACAAGCACCACCACUGCUGCAAGUGCCCCGAGUGCUACGAGGUGACGCGGAUGGCGGCCCUGCGGCGCAUGGAGCCCCCCUCCUACGGCGAGUGGCAGCACGAGCAGUACGGGUACGGCGGCUACGGUUCGCAGACGCUGCCCGCGCCCGGGGGCGCCGCGCCCGCCGCCCGCGGCAAGGCUAAAUUGGGGGCCCCCGCCCGCGACCCCGCCGCACUGAAGCCGCCGCCGCCGGGAAAGAGCGCGCCCAAGGUGAACGGGAGUGGCCCGGGAUGGUGGCCCGAGUGCACGUGUUCGAGCCGCGACUGGUACGAGCAGGCCAACCCUGCUCCCAUUAUCGUGAAUACAGACUCGCUGGAACAAGGGCUCUCUGUGAAUGGCAGCGACGGGAUGUUCAAAUACGAGGAGAUCGUCCUGGAGCGGGGGAACUCCGGCCUGGGCUUCAGCAUAGCAGGAGGAAUCGACAACCCCCACGUUCCAGAUGACCCAGGCAUCUUCAUCACCAAAAUCAUCCCUGGGGGAGCAGCAGCCAUGGACGGCCGUCUGGGGGUGAACGACUGCGUGCUGCGAGUGAACGACGUGGACGUGUCCGAGGUGGUGCACAGCAAAGCUGUGGAGGCGCUGAAGGAAGCAGGCCCUGUGGUGCGGCUCGUGGUGCGCCGCCGGCAGCCCCCGCCGGAGACCAUCAUGGAGGUCAACCUGAUGAAGGGCCCCAAAGGCUUGGGAUUCAGCAUUGCAGGGGGCAUUGGGAACCAGCACAUUCCUGGGGACAACAGCAUCUACAUCACCAAGAUCAUCGAGGGCGGUGCUGCCCAGAAGGAUGGGCGCCUGCAGAUCGGGGACCGGCUGCUUGCGGUCAAUAACACCAACCUGCAGGACGUGCGGCACGAGGAGGCAGUGGCUGCCCUGAAGAACACCUCUGACAUGGUGUACCUGAAAGUGGCCAAGCCUGGCAACAUCCACCUCAACGACAUGUAUGCGCCCCCCGACUACGCCAGCACCUUCACAGCCUUGGCUGACAACCACAUAAGCCAUAACUCCAGCCUGGGCUACCUGGGCAGCGUUGAGGGAAAGCCUGCCUACCCCGUCCCUCCCCAGGUGACUCCGUCCCGCUACUCGCCCAUUCCUCGGCAUAUGAUGGGGGACGAGGACUUUACCAGGGAGCCCCGGAAAAUCAUCCUGCACAAAGGCUCCACUGGCCUGGGCUUCAACAUUGUCGGAGGGGAAGAUGGUGAAGGCAUCUUCGUGUCCUUCAUUCUGGCUGGAGGCCCUGCUGACCUCAGUGGGGAGCUGCGGAGAGGAGACCGCAUCCUCUCGGUGAACGGCGUGAACCUACGCAACGCCACGCACGAGCAGGCGGCGGCGGCACUGAAGCGAGCGGGACAGACGGUGACCAUCAUCGCGCAGUACCGGCCCGAAGAGUACAGCCGCUUCGAGUCCAAGAUCCACGACCUGAGGGAGCAGAUGAUGAACAGCAGCAUGAGCUCCGGCUCCGGCUCGCUGCGGACGAGCGAGAAGAGAUCUCUCUAUGUGCGAGCCCUGUUUGACUACGACCGGACCCGGGACAGCUGCUUGCCGAGCCAGGGGCUCAGCUUCUCCUACGGGGACAUCCUGCACGUCAUCAACGCCUCGGACGACGAGUGGUGGCAGGCCAGGCUGGUGACGCCCCACGGCGAGAGCGAGCAGAUCGGCGUCAUCCCCAGCAAGAAGAGGGUGGAAAAGAAGGAGAGAGCGCGGUUGAAAACGGUGAAGUUCCACGCCAGGACUGGCAUGAUUGAGUCCAACAGGGCGGGCAGAACGAAACGUAAAAAGAGUUUCCGCCUCUCCCGAAAGUUUCCCUUUUACAAGAGCAAAGAGAACCUGGCCCAGGAGAGCGGCGGACAGGAACAGGGCGUGACAUCAAACACCAGUGACAGCGAGAGCAGUUCCAAAGGACAAGAGGACACCAUCCUGUCAUACGAGCCAGUGACACGACAAGAAAUUCACUACGCCAGGCCAGUGAUCAUCCUGGGGCCGACCAAGGACCGCGUCAACGACGACCUCAUCUCCGAGUUCCCACACAAGUUCGGCUCCUGCGUGCCCCACACCACCAGGCCUCGGCGCGACAACGAGGUGGACGGGCAGGACUACCACUUCGUCAUCUCCCGCGAGCAGAUGGAGAAGGACAUCCAGGACAACAAGUUCAUCGAGGCUGGGCAGUUCAACGACAACCUCUACGGCACCAGCAUCCAGUCCGUGCGGGCGGUGGCAGAGAGGGGGAAGCACUGCAUCCUGGAUGUGUCUGGCAAUGCUAUCAAGAGGUUGCAACAAGCACAACUUUAUCCCAUUGCCAUCUUCAUCAAACCAAAAUCUAUUGAGGCUCUCAUGGAGAUGAACCGGAGGCAGACGUACGAGCAGGCCAACAAGGUCUUUGACAAAGCCAUGAAACUGGAGCAAGAGUUUGGAGAGUAUUUCACAGCCAUCGUACAAGGAGACUCUCUUGAGGAGAUUUACAGCAAAAUAAAACAGAUCAUUGAGGACCAGUCCGGGCACUACAUCUGGGUCUCAUCCCCAGAGAAACUCUGAAGACGUCCCCCAGCUGCUUCCCUGUGAGCUGAAGAUCUGAAGUCCCACCCCCACCCCUGCCCUCUGCCCCGAGGGGGGAGGAGCAAACUCUUCCUGCCCUUUUUUAGAUCGUCACACAAUUGAGUUUUCUAGUCCUGUUUCUUUUGUCGGGAUGAGCUCCUUCAUCACGUGACUGUUCCCACCCUGCAUGGACCUUCCCACUGCUCCAUUAGAGACAGAUCAGAACCCAUUCAAAGUCGUUUUUUAUUACUACUAUUAUUAUUAUUAUUAUUAACUGAACCAAGACUGAGGAUGGGAGGAGGCGGCUGAGGACCUGACUAAGGAACAAGUGAAGCAGGGGACUCUGAGGACAUGAGCGAGGAUCAGAGCUCCAGGGGCGUUCCUGCAGGGGUGCCUGGCUGGCAGCUCUGCAGAGUGCAGCAGGAAGGCAGCAGAAGGCAUUUUAUUUAUCUGUAUAUGUAAUUUAUAUAUAAUAUAUAGAGAGAUAUUAUAUAUAUAUUAUAUAUAUCUAUGGAUGUGGGCUAGGCAAGCCUGGGCACCUCUCCUACAAGGUACUUCUUACUGCAGUGGCUCGCGGUCUCUGUGCCAGCCGCCGGGCAGAGGGAGUCCGCUUGGGUGGGCAGAGCUCAAAACGGUACCAGGUGCUUUGGCAGCAUCUCCAGUUGUGGCCAGCCUCCUGCCAGCCACCCCGGGCUCUGUGAGGCAGGGCAGAGGCUGGUGCCUGCCCGGGCGGAAGGGACCAGAGGUCCAGAGUGAGGCAGCAAGGCGCAGCGGCUGCUCUGCGUGAGGCUGGGAGGCAGGGGCAGCAGGAGGCUGCAGAGCAAGGCAGUGGCUGAUGCUAUAUAUUAAAUUGCACAUUGUUUUCCACACCACCUUCUGUGUUUGCAUGAGAGGGUUUCUUUUGGUUCUAUUUUUUUAAGCUGAUUCAAAACCAAAUCCAUGUUGUGUUGCUGUGUUGGCCUUUUUGCUUUACUGUUUUUUUUGGUUGGUGGUUGGUUGUUGGUUUGGGUUUGUUUGGGGUUUUUUUUCCCCCCCUUAUUCCAUUUUUCUCUUGUUAAUAAUGAAUUGAAUGAGUAUAAAAUCCAGUUUUUUAACUUAGUUUUUAAGCUGGCUCUCUUGUAAAUAGAAUCUGGAACUGUGGUGUUUAAUGAGGAAACACUCUGCUGCCCGCACGGACCAAAUGUAGCUGCUGUCCUGUCUUGCUGUGGCCCUGGAGCUGUGGGGGCAGGCUGAAGGGGCUUGGGCAGCAUGCUGGCAUUCCCUUCCUCACCAGCCACGGGCAGGAGCAGCCCCAGCUGUGCCUUGCAUGGACCCUCACACUUGUCCAAGUGAACAGCCUUGCUCCACACCAGAUCCCAGUCUUGCCUGCAGCUGGGGGUGGCCUUCCCAGCUGCUCUCUUCCCAGCACAGCGGGGACCUCACUGCCUGCUCAGAGAGCUGGGGCCUGGCAGGUGAAGGUGCAGCUGCCUCACUUGGGUCUAUCUCUGGCAUCUCUGCAUAAAUUCUCCUUCUGAAGCUGGGCUUUGCUCCCUCUCUCAGGGUCACCUUAGUCUGAAUCCAGCAGCCUGUACUUGCAGGUCUGGGGCAAGGGGCUGCAGAGCUGCAGCUGGCUGCUCUGCACUGGGGCUCUGAGCAGGGCAGCCAUUGGUGCUGAGAAAUGUCAUUGGCUUCCACACUUGCUCCACCAUGGAACCAGUGCCUUGUGUGAACCUAGGGGGGAGCUUGCACAGCUCUGCUGAGAAGGAGCUGUGCUGCUAGGUGUGGUGGUUUUAGGUUACUUAGAGCACAGGCAGAAGAGCUCUCCCACCACACACAAUUGGUAGAUGCUGUUCUCAGGCAGUGCCAAGCUCCACAACAAAGGAAGUCACCAUAGGAGCAUGAGCAGGUAAGUCCUGGCCCAUUCUCCCUCCCCCUGUUUUAUAGGGAUAAGUGAGCAGGUAGGGUGCUGGUUCCCUGCCCUGAAGGAAGCUCUGUGCCAGCUGCUGUGGUGCACACAGACUGUGGGUUUCAGUGCCAAGAACUGCUGUAAGACUCUGUGCACUGCCUGCUGAGAAGCUGUCUGCUCAUUACGAGGAGCCCUGCAGGGACAGAGCAGCUUCCUGGGACAGAGCAGUGCUGCAGAAGAGAUGCUGCCAUGGUGGAGGGCAGGAAGGAGCCUGCUGUCCGUGGGACCAACCCUAAAGGAGUGAACUUUUGCCAAUGGAUUCCUGUUCAGCACCCAGGCCCCUGCCCUGCUGGUCCUGCUCUGGCUGCUGCAGACAUCAGUUCCUUGGAGAAGUGGAGUAAGUUGAAGCAAGAGCACUUCAGGUGCUGGUAACUCCAUCCCUGUCUUUUUUCUGCUCUUUUUUCCUGGUAGCCUGUCUCCCCUCAGCCAGUGCCAUGGGGACAGCUGCUGCUGCUCUCGCUGGCACUGGCUGGGUACCAGGCUUUCUUCCAAGGAGACUUCUAUUUUUAAUAAACAGAGUU
Molecule: messenger RNA, 5568 nt
Organism: Dryobates pubescens (Downy woodpecker)
Lineage: Eukaryota; Metazoa; Chordata; Aves; Piciformes; Picidae
Gene: DLG3
Product: discs large MAGUK scaffold protein 3
Exons: 21
Coding region: 535-3102 (855 amino acids)
Biological process (GO): chemical synaptic transmission
Cellular component (GO): postsynaptic density membrane; neuromuscular junction; neuron projection
Molecular function (GO): kinase binding
Source: RefSeq, a predicted model, not a curated record